Bipolaris zeicola 26-R-13 is the source of this 285-nucleotide messenger RNA. RefSeq lists its product as uncharacterized. Gene Ontology annotation, molecular function: heme binding; monooxygenase activity; iron ion binding. The transcript has 2 exons. Bases 1 to 285 code for a protein of 94 amino acids. Lineage: Eukaryota; Fungi; Ascomycota; Dothideomycetes; Pleosporales; Pleosporaceae. The record is from RefSeq and is a predicted model, not a curated record.
AUGCAACGCGUAGUCCUAUCCAGCGUAACUCUCUCUAAUGGCACCGUCAUCCCCCAAAGCUACAAACAUUUCGUAACAGGGUCACCUAAACAUCUCGAGUUUGGAUACGGAAGGCAUACGUGCCCCGGUCGCUUUUUUGCCAGCAUUGAGGUUAAGAUUAUUGUAGUCUACUUGCUUAUCGAGUACGAUUGGAAGUUUACGGAGAAAGGACGGUUACCGACGCCUUUUGCUGGGGCGGAGUGUAUUCUUAAUGAUAAACAAAAAGUUGUGAUGAAGCGUAGGUAA